This is a messenger RNA of Cryptosporidium muris RN66, 537 nucleotides long. RefSeq names its product hydrolase, NUDIX family protein. The transcript has a single exon. Bases 1 to 537 code for a protein of 178 amino acids. NCBI's taxonomy places the organism in Eukaryota, Apicomplexa, Conoidasida, Eucoccidiorida, Cryptosporidiidae. Gene Ontology annotation, molecular function: hydrolase activity. The record is from RefSeq and is a predicted model, not a curated record.
AUGGCUUUUGAGUUGCACAAUGCACGAAAUUUCAAAGCUUUUGUUAUUGUAAAACAUAGCAAGUAUGGGUAUUUAGUACUAAAGUCAGCUUCAAAUAAGCCUAAAAAGCUGGGGCAAUAUGAACUACCAGGUGGUAGGUUAGAAGAGAAUGAUUUUGUUGGAGAGUCAGAUCAAACAGAAAUAUUUCAAAGAGCAGCAGCUCGUGAACUUUUCGAAGAAACAGGGAUUGAUGUAAGAUAUAAUAUGCAGCGCCUUAUAAGAUUUGAAGAUACAAGAAUCCCAAGGAAGUGGCAAUUCUUCUGUUUGGAAAUAAAUGAUGACGAUCUUAGUAAUAUUUUAAAGAGCCAUUAUGACAAGAAUUAUAUUAAAGAAUCCAGUUCAGGUGAGGGUUCAAUACUACGUUUAUCUAGUGAACAUGACUCAUUUAUGUUCAUAAAAGACUUAAAAGAAGCAGCUAAGAGUAUACAAAGGCAUAGCCAAGGUGUGUGUUCAAAGGCACUAAUUCUGUUAGACAACCAGGAAACUAGUAUAGAAUAA